Molecule: messenger RNA, 1836 nt
Organism: Bombina bombina (fire-bellied toad)
Lineage: Eukaryota; Metazoa; Chordata; Amphibia; Anura; Bombinatoridae
Exons: 2
Coding region: 1-1836 (611 amino acids)
Source: RefSeq, a predicted model, not a curated record
AUGGCACCCCCAAUCACACUUCUGCUCACAGCUCCACCUCUCAAAACACUUGUGGGCUUUGGGAGAGCUCCUGGUCACCCAUCUCUCACAUCUCCUGGUCACCCACCUCUCACAGCUCCUAAUCACCCACCUCUCACAGCUCCUGGUCACCCACCUCUCACAGCUCCUGGUCACCCACCUCUCACAGCUCCUGGUCACCCACCUCUCACAGCUCCUAAUCACCCACCUCUCACAGCUCCUAAUCACCCACCUCUCACAGCUCCUAAUCACCCACCUCUCACAGCUCCUGGUCACCCACCUCUCACAGCUCCUGGUCACCCACCUCUCACAGCUCCUGGUCACCCACCUCUCACAGCUCCUAAUCACCCACCUCUCACAGCUCCUAAUCACCCACCUCUCACAGCUCCUAAUCACCCACCUCUCACAGCUCCUAAUCACCCACCUCUCACAGCUCCUAAUCACCCACCUCUCACAGCUCCUAAUCACCCACCUCUCACAGCUCCUGGUCACCCACCUCUCAGAGCUCCUAAUCACCCACCUCUCACAGCUCCUAAUCACCCACCUCUCACAGCUCCUAAUCACCCACCUCUCACAGCUCCUAAUCACCCACCUCUCACAGCUCCUGGUCACCCACCUCUCACAGCUCCUGGUCACCCACCUCUCACAGCUCCUGGUCACCCACCUCUCACAGCUCCUGGUCACCCACCUCUCACAGCUCCUAAUCACCCACCUCUCACAGCUCCUAAUCACCCACCUCUCACAGCUCCUGGUCACCCACCUCUCACGGCUCCUAAUCACCCACCUCUCACGGCUCCUAAUCACCCACCUCUCACAGCUCCUGGUCACCCACCUCUCACAGCUCCUGGUCACCCACCUCUCACAGCUCCUGGUCACCCACCUCUCACAGCUCCUGGUCACCCACCUCUCACAGCUCCUGGUCACCCACCUCUCACAGCUCCUGGUCACCCACCUCUCACAGCUCCUGGUCACCCACCUCUCACAGCUCCUGGUCACCCACCUCUCACAGCUCCUAGUCACCCACCUUUCACAGCUCCUAGUCACCCACCUUUCACAGCUCCUAGUCACCCACCUCUCACAGCUCCUAGUCACCCACCUCUCACAGCUCCUAAUCACCCACCUCUCACAGCUCCUAAUCACCCACCUCUCACGGCUCCUAAUCACCCACCUCUCACGGCUCCUAAUCACCCACCUCUCACGGCUCCUAAUCACCCACCUCUCACGGCUCCUAAUCACCCACCUCUCACGGCUCCUAAUCACCCACCUCUCACGGCUCCUAAUCACCCACCUCUCACGGCUCCUAAUCACCCACCUCUCACGGCUCCUAAUCACCCACCUCUCACGGCUCCUGGUCACCCACCUUUCACAGCUCCUAAUCACCCACCUCUCACAGCUCCUGGUCACCCACCUCUCACAGCUCCUAAUCACCCACCUCUCACAGCACCUGGUCACCCACCUCUCACAGCUCCUAAUCACCAACCUCUCACAGCACCUGGUCACCCACCUCUCACAGCUCCUGGUCACCCACCUCUCACAGCUCCUGGUCACCCACCUCUCACAGCUCCUAGUCACCCACCUCUCACAGCUCCUAAUCACCCACCUCUCACAGCUCCUAAUCACCCACCUCUCACAGCUCCUAAUCACCCACCUCUCACAGCUCCUAAUCACCCACCUCUCACAUCUACGGCUACUGAUCACCCACCUCACACAGCUCCUGGUCACCCACCACACAGGUCCUGCCCCCCAGUCACCCACCUCACACAGGUCCUGGUCACCCACCUCAUGCAGAUCAAACACACAUCACAUAGGAUGUUGUAA